Molecule: messenger RNA, 210 nt
Organism: Linum tenue
Lineage: Eukaryota; Viridiplantae; Streptophyta; Magnoliopsida; Malpighiales; Linaceae
Source: the annotation of a GenBank genome assembly
AUGGCGGAUGGAUUCAGGGAAGAUCACGAGAAUAUUACUAUUGGAAGUUUGAAGAGCAGGCAGCAAGGGAAACUACAAGUAGAAGGUGAAGAAGCAGAUCGAUCCUUGGGGGAGAAAUGCAGCCAUCUGGUGAAGAAGCAGCGGGCCAAAUUCUACAUCCUUCGCCGCUGUAUUGCGUUGCUUCUUUGCUGGAAAGACCGUGACCGCUAA